This is a messenger RNA of Chanos chanos (milkfish), 2397 nucleotides long. It is a transcript of the gene cpxm1a, whose product is annotated as carboxypeptidase X (M14 family), member 1a. The record is from RefSeq and is a predicted model, not a curated record. Gene Ontology annotation, biological process: proteolysis. NCBI's taxonomy places the organism in Eukaryota, Metazoa, Chordata, Actinopteri, Gonorynchiformes, Chanidae. The transcript has 14 exons. Gene Ontology annotation, molecular function: metallocarboxypeptidase activity; zinc ion binding. The coding region runs from base 1 to 2217 and encodes 738 amino acids.
AUGUAUCACGACCCCAAUUAUAUAAAAGACCGGGAUGAGAAGACCAAUUUCCCAAAUCACCGUCGUACCACUGACUUCAGUAACCGCCUACCGAUGAUCUCUGAUCACUGUGUUCAUCUGGGCGCCCAAACUUCUUUCAACCUAAAACCUUCCGCGGCGCCUAAUGGAAACAACGAAACGCUGACCGCAAAGGCAAAGGGGAAUGCCACAGAAAUUGAUGCACAAGAUGUGAACAGUAAAGACAGAGUGAAUGAAGACAAAAGCGAAAAAGCGGGGAAUGCAGCUCCCAAAUUGGACUGUCCUCCGGUGGGUUUGGAGUCUCUCAGGGUGUCUGAUUCUCAACUCCAGGCCUCCACCUCCCUGCAGGCUGCUUUUGGCCCACACAGAGGCCGACUGAACAUACAGUCUGGUUUAGAUGACGAUGACGAAUACGGUGGUGCGUGGUGCGCGGGGCUAGAGGAUAAAGAGCAGUGGUUGCAGCUGGAUGUUCUCAGACCGACACUCUUUACUGCAGUCAUCCUUCAGGGCAGAAGCUCCAUCUGGAGCUUGCAUUGGGUCCUCACCUACAAAGUGCAGAUCAGUAAUGACACAGAACGUUGGAAGCCCUGCAUGAAUGGAUCGCAAGAGGCGAUUUUUGUGGGGAAUCAGGACCCCGAGACACCUGUGCUGGCCCAGUUUCCUGAACCUGUAGUGGGUCGUUAUAUCCGUAUCAACCCCCAGACCUGGUUCUCCAAUGGUACCAUCUGCCUCAGAGCUGAAGUUCUUGGCUGCCCACUUCCAGAUCCUAAUCACUUAUAUCCUUGGGAGCCUGAGACGGGAUCUAAAGACAAGUUGGAUUUCAGACACCAUAAUUACAAUGAAAUGAGAAAGUUACUGAAGGCAGUGAAUGAGAAAUGCCCUGAUAUCACUCGUAUCUACAGCAUUGGGAGGAGUUACACUGGGCUCAAACUCUAUGUUAUGGAGAUAUCAGACAACCCUGGAAAACAUGAACUGGGGGAACCAGAGUUUCGCUAUGUUGCUGGGAUGCAUGGCAAUGAGGCUUUGGGUAGAGAGCUUGUGCUGAACCUCAUGGAGUACAUCUGCCAAGAGUACAAGCGUGGAAAUCAGCGGAUCAUACGUCUGGUGAAAGACACACGGAUCCACCUAUUACCGUCCAUGAACCCAGACGGAUACGAAGCGGCCUAUGAGAAGGGCUCGGAGCUCUCUGGCUGGGCCCUUGGGCGCUAUAGUUACGAGGGUAUCGACAUGAAUCACAACUUUCCAGACCUAAACAACAUCAUGUGGGAUGCUCAGGAGUUGGCCAAAGACACCAACAGGAAAGUGAGCAACCAUUACAUCGCUAUGCCUGAGUAUUACACUUCAGAGGAGGCAAUGGUUGCUCCGGAGACUCGGGCAGUGAUCAGUUGGAUGCAGGCCAUUCCAUUUGUUCUCAGCGCCAACCUUCAUGGUGGUGAGCUGGUGGUCACCUAUCCCUAUGACUGCACGCGUGAUUGGAUCCCUCGCCAGAACACGCCCACGGCAGACGAUGCCUUCUUCCGCUGGUUGGCUACUGUCUAUGCAACCACCAAUCUGGUGAUGGCAAACCCUGAACGUAGAAUCUGUCAUUACGAGAACUUCCACCAGCAUAACAACAUCAUUAAUGGAGCUGACUGGCACACGGUACCAGGAAGCAUGAAUGACUUCAGUUACCUUCACACUAAUUGUUUUGAGGUGACGGUAGAGUUGUCCUGUGAUAAGUUCCCUCACGCUAGUGAGCUCCCUACAGAAUGGGAAAACAACAAGGAGGCUCUUCUGCUCUACAUGGAACAGGUACACAGAGGCCUGAAGGGCGUGAUCAGGGAUAAAGACACAAAAGUUGGCAUCGCUAACGCUAUCAUUAAAGUGGAGGACCUGGACCAUCACAUAAGAUCAGCCGCCGAUGGGGACUACUGGCGUUUGUUGAACCCCGGUGAGUAUAAGUUGACGGUGUGGGCAGAGGGUUACAUGCCCUCAAUACGUUACUGUUCGGUGGGCUCCGAGCCACACCCUACUCUCUGCGACUUCAACCUCACCAGAACUCCGGAGGAACGCGUCAAGCAGAUCCUGGCCAAGGGCGGGAAACUUCCGCGCGACAUGCAGCUCCGACUCCGCGCCAUGCGGGUCCGGAAACUCCGCGUCACGACGAAGAUCCUAAACCGUCGCCGCCAAAGAAAGCAACAAACCAAGGCUAGCCGCUAGCGAAGUAUUUCCCCAUGCGUUAAGAGGACAGGAAGGACUAAAGAGAGCCAAUCAUAGCAGGAGAGAAAGUCACGGAAGAUUAAGGGACCAGUCAAGGAUUGUUAGAUGUGUGCAGUUGCUGCAUGUUCCCACACCAAAACCAGUCCAAACCAGAAUCGCUCCCUGACCCCAUACACGGGU